GCAGGAGAAUCGCUUGAACCCAGGAGGCAGAGGUUUCAGUGAGCUGAGAUCUCACUACUGUGCACUCCAGCCUGGGCGACAGAGCGAGACUCCAUCUCAAAAAAAAACCCCAAAACCAAAAACAACAGGAACCUAGUGAUUUCAUAUCUUCAAAUCAAAUUUCAGAGGAGAAAUUACUGGGCAAGGAAGGCAGGGGGGGUUAGCUUGCUGACAGCCCCAACCUGCCUGUACGUUUCUGAUCAUCUGGCUACGUCUCGGAAACUCCCCAGUCACACACCUGGGCAGGAGGCUGCCCCUCCUCUCCGGUUUAAGGAAGCAGGAAAAAGCGGCCGGCCGUCUGCGGAGACAGGCAGCGCCCUGGCUAGGAUGGGCUCUCUCUGGGGUCUGGUUCUGCCCCUUUUCUUUUUCUGCUGGGAGGCUGGGGUCUCUGGGAGUGCUGCAGGCCCUGGCACCAGCAGCCCAGAAAAUGCGAUGACAGAAGCACCUGAGAUGACUGCAGGGGCCGGGCCCAGCUCAGAGGGAGCGCUCCAGACCCCUGGCCUCACUGAGACCUCAGCACCCAGCCACGCUGCUUCAGAAUCUCAAACGCGGAGCCCCCAGACCUCUUCAAGGACCUCAGACCCAGCCGGCCCCAUUCCGGUAGCAGAGACCAGGGGAAUCGAGACCAUUUCCCCUGCAACAGAGACCAGGAUCGUCACAAAAAUCGUACCUCCCGACUUCGUGGUGGUCAUCGCCACCUCCCUGGAGACGUCAGUCACCAGGGGCAGCCCCGAGGGAGCUGGAACGACCACCCUUGAGACCGUCACAGGCCGUGAUCCUGAGGACAUCGUCUUUGACACCCUGUGCACCGAUGACAGCUCUGAAGAGGCAAAGACACUCACUGUUGCCCUGUUGCCGCUGGCUCACGGCUCCGCAGAAGCGGAGGGCCUGUCCUCAGGGAGCAGCGCCUCUUCCCACGGCUCCCGGCCAGCCAUCACCACCUCAUGGACCCCCGCAUCUGACGUCACUGUCCUCACCGAAGCGCUGGUGGCCGUCACCCACAUGGAGGUUAUCAACUGCAGCAUCCCAGAAAUAGAAACAGCCACUUCCAUCAUCGCUGGGGCCCGAGACACAGACCACAUCUCCACAGCAGCAGUGAAGGACUCGCCCACCUUGCAUCCACCAGCUCUGCCCGACUCCACUGCCACAGAACCACACGUCACGGAGGCCACGGCCUCCGCUGAGACCCCGUCAACAGCCAGCGCCACAGAGUCAGCCACACCUGAUGCCACGGUUAAGACCCUACUCCCCACCAAGAGUGCCACAGAAAGAGAAGUGAUGGCACCCAGGGCCUUGACAACAGUCAGCGGGAAUCCUUUGGAUGAGCCCUCAGCCCUCUCUGCUGAGACACCUAGUUAUGUCAGAGUCUCCGGGGCAGCUUCAGUUUCCACAGAGGCCGGGUCAGCAGUGGACAAAACGACGUCCUCUGCUGGGGCCUCCGCAUCAGCCUACAGCCCCUCGGAGGCAGCCACCACCCAGAACUUCACCCCGUCAGAGACCACCAUGGACUUCACAGCCAAGGGGCCCUUCCCCACCAGCAGGGACCCUCUUCCUUCUAUCCAUCCGACUACAGCCAGCAGCAGCCCAGGAACCAGCAGCACCUCAGCCAAGACCCCGAUGGAGCCCCUGACAGCCAUGUCCCCCACUGCCCGGACGGGGCAGACCACAAACGUCAGCGCAGGUGAAAAUGUAGGUUUCCUCCUCCUGCGGCUGAGUGUGGCCUCCCUGGAAGACCUCACUAAUCCCAGAGUGGCAGAGAGGCUGAUGCAGCAGGUCCGCCGCGAACUCCACGCCCACGUGCCUCUCCUCCAAGUCUCCUUACUGCGCAUCAGGAGAGGCUAGCGGACAUCAGCUGCAACCAGGCAUGUUUCAUAUGCCAAAAGAGGGGGCUGCCCACGGCCUGGGCCCCUACCAGCAGACUGGAGCUGCAUUGCUGUGUGGAGAGGCACCCAGAAGUUUCUCAUGAAGGGCAGCCGGCCCAAGCCCCUCACCCCAGAUGUGGUAACAGGACCCUAGCUCCCGUAUAGUGGAGUAUAUGUGUGGGGAGGGGGGCUUCACCUGUUCCCAGAGGUGUCCUUGGACUCACCUUGGCACAUGUUCUGUGUUUCAGUAAAGAGAGACCUGAUCACCCAUCUGCGUGCUUCCUGCCUUAACCUUCACUCAGUAUGACCCA
Messenger RNA from Callithrix jacchus (white-tufted-ear marmoset), 2212 nucleotides. RefSeq names its product mucin 20, cell surface associated (gene MUC20). NCBI's taxonomy places the organism in Eukaryota, Metazoa, Chordata, Mammalia, Primates, Cebidae. The record is from RefSeq and is a predicted model, not a curated record. Gene Ontology annotation, biological process: hepatocyte growth factor receptor signaling pathway.